UCCUUUGUUCACAACUCUCACCCCUACCACCACCUUUGUUUCGCCCCAGUGCCCCUUGCUAAUAACAAGCAUGGCGGAAUCUGUGUCCGAACCCACUGACCUACAACUGUAUUUUUUCUAUAACCGUCUUUCUCAUCCCGACAUGCUGCGACAUGUGCUCUCCCUGGAGAAACGACCCACCCUUGUGCCCGCCUUUAUAGUGAGCUACAAGAUUCAAUAUUGGCUCGCGUGUCCAUGUCUUAUUCGUGAUGAGGACGAUCCGACUUCGAAAGUUAAUGGAUAUGCCUGGUGGGGCCCAAGGUCCUACCAUCCUUUGUUGAAAGAAGAUAUGAUUCCGAACUUUGAUCCCCAUACCACUACUGUGCAUAUUGAAGGCAAAGAAGUUCUGGGCCACACGGCUAUUUAUAAUGGGAUUCAUGAGGGUUUGUUUUCGGAUCCGGAUAUAGCCAUGGGCAGGUUUUACUAGAAUGUCCAUGCAAUUCUAGUGGCGUAGUAUCCGAACCGCGUUUCACUGGCGUUCGUUACAAGCCAAGAGAUACCCACACGACCCCCUUCCUCGUCACCACCACCCGCCUCGUUACCCGUCUUCGCUUUCCCGAAUCCUUAAGAGAUUACGGCAUUUUCUUUCAUUUGUACUUGAUUAUCGCAACUACCCUUGAACAUCAACAAUUACCCACAAUAAUUGCGCUAUGUAUCUCAUCUUGUCAGUAAUGUACAGGACCUGUAGAAUUUGACUCUCAUGACCAGAAAUCGAUGUGCAUUCCAGUGACAAUUGCAAAUACCACGAUGCGAACAGGUUC
This is a messenger RNA of Somion occarium, 800 nucleotides long. The record is from the annotation of a GenBank genome assembly. Lineage: Eukaryota; Fungi; Basidiomycota; Agaricomycetes; Polyporales; Cerrenaceae.